AUGGCCUCCGAUCCAGAACAACAGCCAUUAAGAGAUGGGAACAAAGCCCAUUCACAGGUUCACUAUAUUUCCAUUCCGAUUGAUAGAAACCCUGAUUAUGCUGCUGCUGCUGGUUCAUCAAGUCAAAUAGAAGAUAGCUCCUUUACGACAAGAAGGCAAUCUAUAUUAGAUCAGCCAAUUGGUUCGUUCAAAGGUGUCAACUCAUUAAGUAGAUUUGCUACCUCUAUUCGUAGAGCCACCUCCUUCAGAAAUAUCGAAUUAAAUACUGAUAAGAAGAGAUCAUAUUUCAAUGAAUUCGAUGAUGAAAUUUUCGACCCAGAAUCUAUGGCUCCUUCUCAUACAGGUAGAAAAUUAUCUGUUGCCUUGGGGCAACAACCAAAUAUUUCAAUGCGUCCUUCUAUUAUUAAUAUUAAUACAGAUACUGCCAUAGAUGAAUCUGUGGAUUAUGGGUCCAUAUAUUCAAACAAUUUCGAGAACCAAUCAUUAUUACGUUCUUCCAUAUCAAUGGCUGAAUUGGCGCAGAAUCUAACAAGAGAUGGAUAUGGAGGUAAUGUCAAUGCGAUUGCCGCUGAUACGGAAUCCAUUGUAUUGAAAAGAAUCGAAGGUAAAGAUGGUAAAGUUGUCACCCUAUUGGCAGGCCAAUCCACAGCACCACAAACAAUCUUCAAUUCUAUCAACGUCCUAAUCGGUAUAGGUCUCUUAGCAUUACCACUGGGUCUAAAUUACGCUGGGUGGGUACUUGGAAUCCUUUUAUUGUUCAUUUUUGCAUCUGCUACUUUCUGUACAGCUGAACUUUUAUCUAGAUGCCUAGAUACAGACCCAACUUUGAUGUCAUAUGCUGAUUUAGGCUAUGCAGCAUUCGGUACUAAAGGCCGUGCACUAAUUUCUACAUUAUUCACAGUCGAUUUGUUAGCAAUUGGUGUCUCUCUAAUUAUCCUGUUUGGAGAUUCUUUGCAUGCACUAUUCCCAGAUUAUUCAUUAAAUUUUUUCAAAAUUCUUGGGUUUUUUGUGGUGACCCCUCCUGUCUUCUUACCAUUGAGUGUAUUAUCGAAUAUCUCAUUAUUGGGAAUUUUAUCUACAAUAGGGACAGUAUCUCUAAUAACUUUCUGCGGCCUACUUAGAUCAACCACUCCAGGCUCAUUAUUACAUCCAAUGCCAACACAUUUAUGGCCAGCAGAUUUCAAAAGUUUUUGUCUGUCAAUCGGUCUAUUAAGUGCAUGUUGGGGUGGUCAUGCAGUUUUCCCCAAUUUAAAAACUGAUAUGAGACAUCCUCAUAAAUUUAAAGACUGUUUGAAAACUACUUACAAAAUUACAGCAGUCACUGAUAUUGGUACAGCAAUUGUAGGUUUCAUAAUGUUCGGAGAUCAAGUUAAAGAUGAAAUCACCAAAAAUGUUCUCCUAUCAGAUCAUUAUCCUACUUAUCUUUACGGACUAAUUUCUGCCUUAAUGACUGUUAUUCCUAUUGCUAAGACACCAUUGAACGCUAGACCAAUCAUUUCCGUAUUGGAUACGAUCUGCAACAUUCAAAAUGCUGAAAGUAAAUUCAGAGGGACAAAAUUAACCCUUGCAAAAUGUAUUAAGGUACUCAAUUGUAUUUUCGUUAAUAUUCUGUUUGUUGUAAUUGCUAUCCUGUUCCCACAGUUCGACAAAAUUAUAGCAUUUUUAGGUGCAGGCUUGGUUUUCACUAUUUGCUUAAUCUUGCCAUGUUUAUUCUAUUUGAGAAUUUGUAAAGACACAAUCAAGCCUUGGGAAAAACUUGCCUGUAAGGUAACGAUUUUUAUCAGCAUUAUUUGUUCCGCGCUAGGUAUUGGUGCUGCCAUACUAGCUUAA
Molecule: messenger RNA, 1830 nt
Organism: Kazachstania africana CBS 2517
Lineage: Eukaryota; Fungi; Ascomycota; Saccharomycetes; Saccharomycetales; Saccharomycetaceae
Gene: AVT1
Product: Avt1p
Exons: 1
Coding region: 1-1830 (609 amino acids)
Biological process (GO): amino acid transmembrane transport
Cellular component (GO): vacuolar membrane
Molecular function (GO): amino acid transmembrane transporter activity
Source: RefSeq, a predicted model, not a curated record